AUGGGAAUGAUUCCUUUAACUUCUGAUGGACUUGUGGAUAGAAUGCAUUCAUUAUACAAGAGUUUGUUUGGUAAUUGUUCGGAUUGUACUUGUUCUGAGUUUUGUUCCAAUUGCUCUAUCCAAUUUGAAUUGAAUGUUCGAUGUGACGAGGAUACGACUAGAGCUGUUACUUCGGAUGACCUAGAGUCAAAUAACAUUGAGGUUGUUCCGGCUUGUGGUUCUCAUGCAAAUCGCGAUACUCUUGAAAUGGAUGGAAUUUCUGAUGAAAUUUUGAUUGUUAAACUUCGAAAAGGACAAGCCAUUUCAAUGCGCUGUUUUGCCAAGAAAGGAUUUGGAAAAGAACAUGCCAAAUGGAAUCUUUGUUCAUCCGUUGCAUUUGAAUAUGAUCCAGUCAAUGCUCUUCGUCACACAGUUUUAGCAAAACCGGAAGAAUGGCCAAAAAGCGAAUUUAGUGAAUUAUUAAAUGAAGAUGAUCAACGAGAGGCUCCUUAUCGCCCAAUGGACAAACCAAGGAAAUUUUGGAUUAGUGUGGAAAGUGCUGGGGCUUUAAAGGCAGAAAAUAUUAUUUUGAGUGGAAUUCAAGCUUUAAAGAAGAAAUUGGUGGAUUUGCAACAACAAUUGAAAGCAAUGCUCCUGAAUUCUAUUGAAGAAAAGAGAUUGGUUUAUUUAUUUUUGUGGUAAUAAUAUUUGUAAUAUUUUAUUGGUAAUAUUCGAGUUAUACUUUCAAGGGAAUAAGUUCUAUUUCAAAAUUAGGUAAAGUAAACUCACUGUCAUCCUUAGGGUUGUUCCACAAAGAGGGUGGGGGGCGGACGAGGAAUUUUCAGAGAAUAAAUUCCUCAUCUUUCAGGGGCGGGAUAUAACCUUAAUUUCAUUUCCUUUCUCUUUAAAUCGAAAUUUCGACCAUUCUUGGCCCUGAGCAAGCAGUAUAUUUAAAAUUACUUACAAGCAAACAUACCAAACUGUGAGUCAAAAUUUUGUAUUAUUUUUGGUACCAAUCGAUAGAGCAUCAUCGAUUUACUCUAGAAAAUUUUCGGCUUUUUUGGCUAGGAAUAUGAAACUAAAAAGCUACAGGGCUUCAAAGUUUGCCAAAAAUAGGGGAGAAAAGGAACACAAGAGGACGGUGCUACUGUAGAUCUGGGAAGAUAGGCAACGCUGAGGAAAAAAAGAAGAGAAAGGAAAAGGGUCAGCAACGUGAAAAAUUCAAAACGGUCAGUCGCUGUAAAAGAAAAGAGAAAAAUAGAAAUGGUCAGUGGGGGAAAUUUCUCUCAUUUAUAAGGGAGUCUCAAGCGUUCCUAAUUUUC
Molecule: messenger RNA, 1301 nt
Organism: Meloidogyne enterolobii
Lineage: Eukaryota; Metazoa; Nematoda; Chromadorea; Rhabditida; Meloidogynidae
Source: the annotation of a GenBank genome assembly